Molecule: messenger RNA, 2890 nt
Organism: Paraphaeosphaeria sporulosa
Lineage: Eukaryota; Fungi; Ascomycota; Dothideomycetes; Pleosporales; Didymosphaeriaceae
Exons: 1
Coding region: 39-2780 (913 amino acids)
Source: RefSeq, a predicted model, not a curated record
GCCAAUGGCUUAAUGCGCCCCUCUCGCUGCGCCGAUUCAUGCCACCGGCCUUGGACAGGCUCCUCGCCAGCCCGUCUGCGUUGAGACUCCUCCGCACCCUCGCCACUGCCCACGCACCGCCAACUGCGUGGCUGCACGCUGCCGAAUGCGUCGCCUGCAUCUGCCCUCGCCGUAGCUACGCAACCGGGCCGCCGGACGACGAGGGACCGCGAUGGAGGCGCUGGAAGGAGCAAGAAGACCUGCGUCGCCAUGUGAAAGAAAAUCUCAAGGUCUUCAGACAGAGGAGGCACGAGCCAGAACGCGUCGAGAGCGUCCAGGAAUUGGUACAGAGGCUGCAAGAGGCGGUGAGGAGCCAGGGGCGCGAUGAAAUCCUCAAAGAAUGGAUAUUGCGCACUCGGAUCGGCUUCGAGCUGCCUACGGACGAUACACGAGAAGCCGAAGUCCUCUGGGGGACAUUUAUCAAGGACCCUCGGGUCGUUGUAGAGCUCCUUGCCUACGCUGCAGACCUUCGCAAAAGGACCGGCCAUGUCUAUCCGCGCCUGUACGAACUGUGCAUAGCCCACUGGCUGCCCAAGCCGAUGCAUCAUAGGCAGGCAUUGGCAUACCACCAGUUUAUGCGGCGCGAGCUCCAGCUCGACCAACUACCGCUGCAACAUUUGGUGCGAAUCCUCAAAAGACGUUUGCAGCCCGCCAUGUACGACACCCUCCUGGAAAUUUACAAGGAUAGCAGCGAAACGAAUCUGUACGAUGAAGUCGUUCCCCGGUUGAGACGUUUUCCUGCAUGGGCUCUCGCCUGGCACGCAGCAUGCAUCUUGAAAGGUGAUCUUCCUUCACCUGAUGUCGCUGCCACUCCCAUGGUCCGAUCAUUCAUAGCUCACAAUGCGACUUCUUCCAUCCCCGAAGUACGCAAAAACGCUGCCGUUGCUGGAAGUUUGGGACUUGACGACAAAAUGGACCAGGCCCUUCUGCGCCGUCUUCGCGGUCAGGACACAGCUCCUGUCCGUUUUGAGGAUUCGUUCUGCGCCAGGAUGUUCGCUACCAGAGCAGUUCCUCCUGAAUCUGUCAUCAGGGGGCUAGCUUUGGUAGGCGUGAACGAGAUCGGGCCCCUGGCUGUACGUGCUAUGGCGUCUAGGACAGAUCCCAUCUCUGAGCUGUCCCAGAGAUUUGAAGAAUUGAGAGCUUCAGGGAUUGCGCUGCAGGGAUGUGUAUUUUCGUUGGCCUUGGAGAGUUUCGCUGAACAGAAACAACAUCUCUUGGUGCAAAGCAUGCUCGAAAGCGACCAGCAUCCUGAAGUCUACGACAAUGCAAAGCUUCAGACGGAGCUCCUCAAUCACUACCUUGAACAGCAUGACUGGAACCAGGCCCAUCGCACGCUGGCGAUCCUCAGUCUCUUCCAUCAGCAGCGUGCAACGCGAGCCUGGAAUCUGCUACUCCAAUCCUACAGUGAAAGACGUUCCCCGAGCGGUAUUGUGCAAACCUUGCAGAGUAUGGCUCAAUGCAAAAUUGCCGUGGAAUCGACCUCACUGGUCAAAUUGAAGACUGACCUUCUCCCGUCCCGACAUCGAGGGCACCAUCCGGGUAGGCGUUCAGGUCGGCCAGCCGUGACAUCUGACCGGCCCCGGACAUUCGACGAUCUGCGCUUCGUCGCACGUGUGUAUCUGUUCAUCCUGGAAAGGGACAUGGCAUAUAUUCAUCCAUUGAAUUGGCGUGAGAUAUUGCGACGUUUUGGGAUGGCUUACCGUUUGCGCGAGCUUCGACGUCUAGUCCAAUGGCUUUGUUGCUGGUACACACCCCGAGGAGAAGAACUACUCAGCACAGUUCGCGAACCGGUUUUUUUGAACCCUGCUAUCAAGAGGUCACGCUCCUUAUUAUCUGCAAGAGUAAUAGAAUCGAGGCCAUUGGCGACUGGACAUCAGAUGAAAGGCCAGAUGCAUCGGAACCACCCCCUACGACUAUUGUUUCCCGAUUCUUUCAAACAAGCACUUGUUGUAUGGGGCUUCAGAGCAGGACUUCUCUCCAACGCAACAGUCGAGCAGUCUUUGCUCACAGGUUCGAAAGACCUGGGUAGAGAAGGCAAGAAGCGCCAUCGCCGCGCCCUCCGUCAAGCUCACAUGGUUCAACGCCUAAGCUGGGACUCUGGUCUCAAGAUGCUCACGGAACUCCGCGAUUUAGGCCUACACGUUAGUUCCUCGCCGGUCGUCACAGCACUGAAGGUAGUGUUUGUCAAUCUGUUUGGUCGAGGCCGAUCUCGGAAGAUACACAACCGCAUGAUGGAGGCCGCCAACAAGACUAGGUACGAGGAAUACGUCCGGCGGGUGAACGAGAUCUGGGGCAGACCAUUGCUCGUGGAGCCAAGGAUGUACGGCAGGUCCAACUCGCAUUCUCUCAUGUGGCAUCCGAGGUUCGAUCGCGUCGUUCCUAGAAGGAGCCACCUGAAACUCCAGGAGAUUGUUUCUGACAAUGCUGUCUAUGCUCACCAGGGAGGAUAUGUACAUCAAUAUGUACAUGACAAAUUGGAGCAGGAACCGGCACAAUCCCCAGAGCAAGGUGAUCCCCUUGCGCAGCACGCCGAUCCUUCCGAAGACCCGGGGCUCCAACAGCUUCUCGCCACGUUCGAAGCGCAGACCAGAGCUAUGAAUCCUGAUGCAGUCCCGCGACGAGAGAAGCCUGCCGCUACCCUGCCCGACUCAGCGACUAAGACUAGUUCUUCGACCUACGAGGACUGUGAACCCACUGCCGGAGAAGCAAUGGAUGAUGAGCAGGAGGAGCGACGGUCUUAAUUCAUACUUGUAUAUAUACCAAUCUUACCAUGGUGUACAAUCAACGACCUGUAGAGAUACCUUCCAAAUUUGUACCAUAGACACCGCCCCGCGCGCAAAUGCAACCAUGU